GAUAUAAACUAUAUAAAGCAGAGACUCCGAAUGACUCUCUUCUUCGCUCUUCACGCCCUGCUAUUUGUGUGGUCUUUGUAAGAAAAUGAAAAUGGCUAUCUGAAGAAAAACGAACGAAACCCUAGAAACGGAGAAGAGGUGUUAAUUAAAUGCAUUUGGAAGCGUUGACAAUGCUUAGCUGAUGGAUAUCUUAAUUUGGAUCUUGACAGAGAAUUCAAGAAUAUGAGUAAUUUGAGUUUUUAAACGUUUUCGUUGGGUCUUUAUUGAGAAAGGUUUACAGAGUUUGUUGAAGUGACUAUAAUGGUGGCAAUGUGUUUUGGUAGUUUCGUUUUCUUUGCUGGAGUUUGGUGGAAGGUUAAAUUAUUGGGAUAUUUGAGUUUUAAAAGGAUGAGUUGAAGUACAUGCAAUGGGAACAACGGAAGAUUUGGAUACACGAGAUGGUGAAAAACUAUCUCAUUCUGCCGCCUUGCAGCAAAUUUCUGAGGAGGCGUUUAGAGCGGCUGGCCAAGUACUAAAUAAUAUUUAUGCGGGCAGUUCGAACGUUCCACCAGUGGCACCAGUGGUACCACCAGGGCAUCGUCGUUGUCAAAGUGAACUUUCAACUAAACGCUCUAACAGUUUUCAGAGAUGGAAGGCUCAGAUGCAGAAGGCUUGGCGAUGGGGUAACGAUACCCCUGAAAAGAUUUCUCGUUCAAUAUUUAACCCUGAGGUCCUGGCAAGCCAAAAGCGUCAGUGGUAUCAACUGCACACAAAAAUUCUGGAUCAUAAAAAGUACAAGGAGCCCACCUCGCUUUUUGAACACUUUCUUAUAGUGGGUCUUCAUUCAGAUGCUAAUCUUGAUGCUGUUGAGGAUGCAUUUGCCAAAAGGAAGAUAUGGGAAUCAGAGAUGGCUAAAUCAGAUCUCAAAAAGCUACAAUAUCGUGGGCCUUCAAUUCCAACAUUUGAACCUCAGAUUCUUUUUCAGUAUCCUCAUGGAAGGAAGUUUGCCGUGCAACCAAAGGAUUUGCUUGCCUUCUGUUUUCCUGGAGGUGUCAAGGCUCGCUUGAUGGAGAGGACUCCGUCAAUGAGUGAUCUAAAUGAGAUUGUCUAUGGACAGGAGCAUCUCAGCAGAGAUGAUUUAGCAUUUAUUUUUUCCUUGAAGGUGGCAGACAAUGCAACUCUUUAUGGUGUCUGCUUACAUGUACAGGAAAUUGUUCAGAGGCCACCUAGUAUUUUAAGUGGUGCCUCAUCUCUUUCUCAAUCUUCUGGAGGGUGCAGCCGUUUUUUGGUUUCUGCUCCUCGCUGUUAUUGUGUGCUUACUAAGGUUCCUUUUUUUGAAUUACACUAUGAGAUGCUGAACAGCAUUAUUGCACAAGAGCGUUUGGAUAGGAUAACACAAUUUGUUAGUGAAAUGACCCUGACAGAGUGCGUCUCCCCAGUGGUAAAGACACAAGACCGCAUGAAUGGCAGUAUUUACUCUCCUCACAAGAACUACACUAGCGAUUGGAUGGCUUCAGCUAUACCUGUUGACAGUGCUGUAGCCCUUUCUGCAGUUGCCGCAGGACUCAUAUCAGAUGAGGAGAUCCCUUCCUUGUCACUCAGGUCAUGGGAACCUCAAUCUCCUGAAAGUUUUUCUACUAGCGAAGCUUCCGACUUUGGUCAAGUAAGAGAAAUAGACAAAGACACUAGAAAAAAUGUGCAAUAUUUUGAUGAUUCAUCUGAGACCUCUGAAAGCCAUUCAGAUAGCUUAGAGAGAAUGUCUGGAAGCUAUGAAAAUGGUCAAUCUUCCCCUGAGAUUUGGACGUUACCCACUUCUAGGAGCCUUGUAUUAGAGCGACUUGGAAGUUCUGAAUCUUUACUCAGUUCAGUAAGAAGCAUGAGGUUCGAAGAUGAGGAUGAUGAGAAUGUCGGGGAUGAUGUAAUAAUGGAAUGGGCUAAGGUACAUAAAAAUGAGUUGCUACAAAUAGUUUGUGGUUAUCAUGCCCUACCUCUACCAGCACGUGGAAGUGAAAUAAUUUUUCAGCCUCUUGAGCAUCUACAGGCUAUCAAGUACAACCGACCCGCCAUUUCUGCCCUUGACUUCAGUGGAAAUUAUCCUGAUAUGAAAUUGCAGGGUUCACUACAAGCUGCUGAGUUUAAUGCGAGGUUAGCUGCUGCUGAGGAAGCUUUUGCAUUAUCAAUAUGGACUACAGCGACAGUCUGCCGAGUUCUAUCCCUUGAAAGUGUAAUGCCUUUUCUAAAACUACAGGUUUUGGCUUUACUAUCAGGAGUUUUACUGGAGAAACAAGUAGUGGUUGUGUGCCCAAAUCUGGGUGUGCUAUCUGCUACUGUGUUAUCACUUAUUCCCAUGAUACGUCCAUUUGAAUGGCAGAGUUUAUUGCUUCCAGUUCUACCCAGAAAAAUGCUAGAAUUUCUUGAUGCUCCAGUACCUUUUAUUGUUGGUAUACAACACAAGCCUGCAGAGCUGAAGAUGAAAACUUCAAAUCUUGUUCACGUUAAUAUAUUUAAGGACCAGGUGAAGAUGUGUUACUUGCCUCCCCUUCCUCGACAUAGAGAGCUCGUCUCUGAAUUAGGUCCUAUCCACGCUAGAUUGUCAUGUGAAAACUCCAUAGCUAAAAGGCAUCCUGUAUAUAAAUGCAAUGAAGUGCAGGCUGAAGCUGCAGCAAAGUUUUUGAAUGUCAUGAGGCACUACUUCGAUUCCCUUUGUUCAGAUUUGAGGUC
This is a messenger RNA of Macadamia integrifolia, 2700 nucleotides long. RefSeq lists its product as uncharacterized. The record is from RefSeq and is a predicted model, not a curated record. Lineage: Eukaryota; Viridiplantae; Streptophyta; Magnoliopsida; Proteales; Proteaceae.